Molecule: messenger RNA, 1226 nt
Organism: Humulus lupulus (European hop)
Lineage: Eukaryota; Viridiplantae; Streptophyta; Magnoliopsida; Rosales; Cannabaceae
Product: MADS-box protein defh21
Exons: 8
Coding region: 153-914 (253 amino acids)
Biological process (GO): positive regulation of transcription by RNA polymerase II
Cellular component (GO): nucleus
Molecular function (GO): protein dimerization activity; RNA polymerase II cis-regulatory region sequence-specific DNA binding; DNA-binding transcription factor activity, RNA polymerase II-specific
Source: RefSeq, a predicted model, not a curated record
GUUGGCCAGCUCAUGCUACCAUAAAAGGCUUUCUUCCCAAACUUUUAAUAACCAUCAAGCAAAGCAAAGAGCAGAGACUAUUGAGAGGAGCUUGCUAGGCUUUUUUCCUUAAAUAAUAGGAGAAGAUUGUAAGAAUUAGCUAUAGGGGCAGAAUGGGACGUGGGAAGAUAAACAUUUCAAGGAUAGAGAACAAAACCACAAGGCAAGUCACCUUUGCGAAACGCCGAGCUGGGCUUCUCAAAAAGACUCAUGAGCUCUCUGUGCUUUGUGAUGCCCAGAUCGGCCUGAUCAUCUUCUCUACCAAUGGCAAAUUGUAUGAGUUCUGCAGUGACCCUUUAAGCAUGGAGAAUAUAAUAAAGAAGUACCAGCUCGCAACAGGAACUCGAAUUGUGGAGCAAAAUGACACAGAACAACUGCAUGGUGAAAUGAGAAGAAUCAAAAGCGAAACUCACAAUCUUCAACUGAUUCUACAACGCUACACUGGAGAUGAUUUGACUUCACUAACUUUGGGUGAACUGAAUGAACUCGAAAAUGUGUUAGAGCAUUCGUCCCAUAAAGUCCGAACUCGCAAGUUUGAGAUCUUGCAGCAGCAGAUGGAGAAUCUCCAGAGAAAGGAGCAACUACUGGAGCAAGAUAACGAACAAAUGUUUCAUCUGAUAAAGGAGCACCAGGCAGCAGCAGCAUCAUAUGAGCAGCAGCAACAUAUGACAAAGAUAGAAGAAGUGGAGAGAAUGGGAAUGAAUAAUGUGAAUGUGAAUAAUGUGAGUGUGUUGGAUCAGUUCCCAUUCGGUGGAGAAGAACAGCCAAGCAGUGUGCUUCAGCUCGCCACUCUCAACCCUCCUCCUCCUCCUAAUUUUUACCCUUAUCGUCUCCUCCCUACUCAGCCCAACCUUCAAGAUUACACCCUUAACUGAUCGAUCAUUAAUUAUUUAUAUGAGCGCCUUGAUGAUUUGGAGCAUUGACUAUACAUGAUCAUAGAAUUAAUCUUAGCAAGGCUUCUCAUGCUGGUGGGACUUCGUUUAUAUAUAUCCUUAGCUACAAAAGUACUACUUUACUAGAGUGCAUGCAGACAGAUAUAUAUAUAGUUUAAUUAUAAGGACAUUAUUAUAUUUGUGAGUAAUAUUCUAUAUUUAUACUGUGUAGGGGCUUCUUCCCCAAUUGGAUUCACAUCUUGUUUAAGGGGCUUCUUCUUUUAGUUAUUAUAUGUACAACUAUAUAAUUUAUAU